Molecule: messenger RNA, 528 nt
Organism: Cucurbita moschata (crookneck pumpkin)
Lineage: Eukaryota; Viridiplantae; Streptophyta; Magnoliopsida; Cucurbitales; Cucurbitaceae
Product: rapid alkalinization factor-like
Exons: 1
Coding region: 21-377 (118 amino acids)
Source: RefSeq, a predicted model, not a curated record
GAAUAGCAGAUAAAGCAAGAAUGGCGGCCAAGCUUUCUUUUCUCCUUCCAUUUUGCUUCAUCGCUGCAUUCCUGACCGUCUUCUCCACUGCAGUAUCGGCCACCACCACAAAAGGCCCGAGUUGGGUCCUCGAUCGAGCUCUAGCUACCUGUCAUGGCUCCAUGGCAGACUGCAUGAUGGACGACAUUGAAUUUCAGAUGGACUCCGAAAUCAAUAGACGCAUAUUGGCCGAUGUAAACUACAUAAGCUACGAUGCGCUCAGGGCCAACAAGGUGCCAUGCUCACGCAGAGGAGCAUCUUACUACAAUUGCCAGCCAGGUGCUGAGGCUAACCCCUACGACCGUGGCUGCAGUGCUAUUGCUCGUUGCCGAAGCUAACGAGUUGUGUGUUUACUUUUGUUAACAGAGAUGAGCAGUAGUUGUAUGAGGUCAUCAUAGAGUAUAAUCAUCACUAUAUUAUCAAUAAGAAAUCAUGCAGAAAUAGCAAGUACAAGUCUAGAACAUAUUGCACUUUUCUGUUUCAUCCUAA